AUGGAGAUUACCGGUCCGGUUGAUUUAUGCCGUGAAGAAGCUAGACAUGACUCUGAGCUAGACACCAGUAUCAAUCAAGUGAAUGUAUGCACCAAUGAUUUGGUUAGUAAGACUUUGUCUACACACUCUGAUUCUCGAGCUUUCUUUGUUGCGUUCGUCCCUAACAUAAACUCUUGUCAGGUUGUUAAAAUAGACAUGCUUAACUCUGUUAUGGACACGAACAAAGUCGAGGACUUAACUAAAAUUCAAAGCUAG
Messenger RNA from Arabis nemorensis, 255 nucleotides. The record is from the annotation of a GenBank genome assembly. Lineage: Eukaryota; Viridiplantae; Streptophyta; Magnoliopsida; Brassicales; Brassicaceae.